CUGGUUGGAGCCACACCUCACACACACAGAGAGAGAAAAAGGCAGAGAGAGUCUGUCAGAAAGCUGCAGCUGGUUCAUGAUCUCACUCCUUCAGCCGCUCAUCGCCUCCCUGCCUGCUCCUCUCCGGACGUUUGGAUUCCAACGUUUGAAUCUUCUGAGGAGUAAAUUUUAAUUUUCUGCCUGUGAGGAUUUUUUCACCAGAGGAAAUUUGUGGAUAUCCCGAUUUUCUUUCUUUCCUGUCUGAACCACCUGGAGUCCACCUGCAGAGUUUUAUUUUUUACUCUACGGUGGGGGUUUUCUCAGGGUUUUACCCUCUGACUGUCCACAUUUGUGUGGCUUUUUGUCUGGAUGCCCCAGGAUUAUCUACAGACUGCAGUUCCUUCUCGGGCCUGCAGGGCGGCAGCAGAGAGCAACGGCCAGCCGCUGGACAGGCAGACCGUCGGCAUGAGCGACUUCUGGCACAAGAUGGGCUGCUGCGUUGUAGCCAAACCUCCUCCGAAGAAGAACAGGAGGAAGAUCGACCGUAGCAUGAUCGGCGCACCGACAAACUUCAUGCACCUAACGCACAUCGGCUCCGGGGAGAUGGGAGACGGCCUGCAGCCGUCAGGUUCUGUUCAGGAGCAGAUGAGGUCUAAAGGCCCCAACAUGAACUGCAGGAACAGCCUGUUAUAGCCGGAUUUUAUUAAAUUGACUCAAACCAGCUGACUGACCUCCUCCGCACUCUGAACCUCUGAGCCUGUCCUCCAUCAUCCAGCUGACGGCUUCAUCCCACCCUGCUGCCCUGCUGAAGUGUCACUGAGCAACAGAGGAACCCUUCUGGCCUACAUGUUAAAAUUAUUGAGAAAAUGUAGUAAUCUUAAUAAUGUUUUUUGUUUCUUUCUUUCACCUUGGUCAGGUCUGAAAGUAGGACAAGAAUUAUACAAAUGUUAUUUUUGGGGGUAGAUUUGGCACCAGGUUUCUCUCAUCAGUUUUAAAUUAGACGUAACUGUAAUUGUAUAAUCAAAAAAAUUAAAUCAGGAAUAUAAGAACAGCAUUUAACUGCUGGUGAUUCUAAAUUUUUAAGAUAUUUUAUUCUGCUGAACUCUUACACUGCAAAAACGCAAAAAAGACCAAAGUAUUUUUGGUCUAAGACAAAACGAACUUUCAGGUAACUUUUCUUUAACUCUUUAAAAUUCGUUUUGUUGGCAGAUUAUUUAAUUUUUACCUAGGGGGAAAAAGUAAUGUUAGUAGUGAAAUAAUCAGUGGAACUAGAACUUGGUUGCUAGGCAACGUGCUUGGCUGACUAGCGUUGCUAGGCGACAGCUCAGGACCUGUUGAUCGUGGAUCUAGUACUUUUCCAUCAAUACUCAGAAAGUAUUGACUUGAAAUAAGCUCCCAUAUCAUCCUGAAAAGUUAAUUGUAAGUUAGUUUGUCGCAUUUCAAGUGUACUAAGACAUCAGCAGAACAACAACACUUGGUAAGAUUUUAUGUUUUUGCAGUGUAUUAUUCAGCACCUGGUGUUUCGUCUACUGUUCUCCAAUGUUAAACGGCUGGUGACAUCAUUGGACUUCAUUUCCCAGAAUCCUUCAGGUUGGUCUUCCCCAUCUGGGCGCUCAGUGACACAGACUCUAGUUUUAAGGAGACAGGAAAGUCCCUUUUUUUUUGCUACACUGGACUGCAGUGUGUGUGUGUGUGUGUGAGUUUAGGGGGAGGAGAGUAUGUGUGUGUGUGUUUUUAAUAUCUGAACAUCGUGGGGAACUUCAGUAAUUUUUUUUGUGGACAUUUAUGGUAAGCCUCUGUUUUUAGAGAAACAAAUUUGAGGUCAUGGGUCUGCAUGAUGUCAGCAGUGGCCUAUAAAAAGGUAGAAAAGAAGCGCAGACAUGUGAAUGUGUGUGUCAUAGUGUUUCCAGUUUAGUAUAAACAACCCACAUGUCUGCAAGUUCUCUUUUAAUCUUAUUUUACUCUAAAAAGGAAAUGUUCAGCCCAUUCCAGUGUUGGCUUGGAACGAGAAAAACUUUUUUCGGCCAUCACUGUUUAAGAUAUUUGUAGUAUUUUAAGACAUUUCAUGCUGCACCUGGUAGCGGAUGUAGAGUUUGACUGCUUUAUGUUGUGAGUGCUUGACUUAAAAGAAAAUCUGUGUUAUUUGUAAUUUUAUUCUGUUUUGGGGGUUUAAUGUGUGAUAUUUGUUGAAUUUAUAUUGCUUGUUUCUUUGGUAUCUCACCCCAUCUUGAUUAUCUUAUUUUGCUUAUUUAGAUUUUUGUUUUAGAUUUUAGGCUUUUAAGUUUUUACGUGUCAAAAUUCCUGUAUUUCCUGUCUUGAGCAAAGUUUUAAACACUUUGAGAUAUUGUGAAACUGAAAUUAUUUUGAGACACUUUGAGCUACAAUAUUUACUUCAGAUGAUUUUUUUUUU
Messenger RNA from Gambusia affinis (western mosquitofish), 2389 nucleotides. RefSeq names its product CDC42 small effector 1 (gene cdc42se1). The transcript is spliced from 5 exons. The coding region runs from base 349 to 672 and encodes 107 amino acids. Gene Ontology annotation, cellular component: plasma membrane. NCBI's taxonomy places the organism in Eukaryota, Metazoa, Chordata, Actinopteri, Cyprinodontiformes, Poeciliidae. Gene Ontology annotation, biological process: regulation of Rho protein signal transduction. The record is from RefSeq and is a predicted model, not a curated record. Gene Ontology annotation, molecular function: small GTPase binding.